CCGGUUGUUGCCUCCUACCGGCCCCUCCCUUACUGGCCCCUGCGCCCCCCUCCCCCCGCGGCCCCCGCCGCCGGGCCCGCCGCUACCAUGAAGAAAUUCUUCCAAGAGAUCAAGGCCGACGUCAAGUUCAAGAGUGCGGGGCCCGGGCAGAAGCUCACGGAGUCGGUGGGGGAGAAGGCCCCCAGAGAAAAGCCCAGCAAGGCGGCGCUCCGGCAGCCCCGCCAGGGACCUACCGAUGAGGCGCAGAUGGCGGCCGCGGCGGCUCUGGCCCGGCUCGAGCAGAAGCAGCCCAGGGCGCGGGGCCCCACGUCACAGGAGUCCAUCCGGAGCCAGGUGAGAAAGGAACUUCAAGCUGAAGCGACUGUCAGUGGGAGCCCGGAGGCCCCAGGGACCAACCCGGCGCCCAAGCCCAAAGAGGAGGGCUCGACCCACCUUGCAGUGCCCGGAGUGUACUUCACCUGCCCGCUCACAGGGGCCAUCCUGAGGAAGGACCAGCGGGACGCCUGCAUCAGAGAGGCCAUUCUCUCGCACUUUUCCACCGACCCAGUGGCCGCCUCCAUCAUGAAGAUCCACACGUUCAACAAGGACCGGGACCGGGUGAAGCUGGGCGUGGACACCAUCGCCAGGUACCUGGACAACAUCCACCUGCAUCCUGAGGAGGAGAAGUACCGGAAGAUCAAGCUUCAGAACAAGGUGUUCCAGGAGCGCAUUAACUGCCUGGAAGGGACCCACGAGUUUUUUGAGGCCAUCGGCUUCCAGAAGGUGCUGCUUCCGAUCCCCGACCAGGAGGGCCCCGAGGAGUUCUACGUGCUGAGCGAGGCCGCCCUGGCCCAGCCCCAGAGCCUGGAGCAGCACAAGGAGCAGCUGCUGCGCGCCGAGCCCGUGAGGGCCACACUGGCCCGCCAGCGCCUGGUCUUCCGGCCCUCGCCCCUGGCCUCCCAUUUCGACCUGCCUGCGGACUUCUUCAGCCUCACGGCGGAGGAGCUCAAGCGAGAGCAGCGGCUGCGGUCAGAGGCCGUGGAGCGGAUGAGCGUGCUGCGGACCAAGGCAAUGCGCGAGCGGGAGGAGCAGAGGGAGAUGCGCAAGUACACAUACACGCUGCUGCGCGUGCGCUUCCCCGACGGCUGCCUCCUCCAGGGGACCUUCUACGCCCGGGAGCGGGUGGCAGCACUGUACGCAUUUGUCCGGGAGGCCUUGCUGAUCGACUGGCUGCCUUUUGAGCUGCUGGCCUUGGGAGGGCAGAAGUUGUUGGAGGACGAGAACCUGGCCUUCAAUGAGUGCGGGCUGGUGCCCUCGGCCCUCCUGACCUUCUCGUGGGAUGCAGCCGUGCUAGCAGACAUCAGGGCUGCGGGGGUCCAGCCAGACUCAUCUGUCCUGAAACCCGAGCUCCUGUCGGCCAUCAAGAAGCUCUAAUGAAAUAAAAGCAAGGUUGGCUUCA
This is a messenger RNA of Orcinus orca (killer whale), 1438 nucleotides long. It is a transcript of the gene UBXN6, whose product is annotated as UBX domain protein 6. Gene Ontology annotation, molecular function: protein binding. The record is from RefSeq and is a predicted model, not a curated record. Bases 88 to 1413 code for a protein of 441 amino acids. NCBI's taxonomy places the organism in Eukaryota, Metazoa, Chordata, Mammalia, Artiodactyla, Delphinidae. The transcript is spliced from 10 exons. Gene Ontology annotation, cellular component: cytoplasm.